Molecule: messenger RNA, 2381 nt
Organism: Girardinichthys multiradiatus
Lineage: Eukaryota; Metazoa; Chordata; Actinopteri; Cyprinodontiformes; Goodeidae
Gene: pgm1
Product: phosphoglucomutase 1
Exons: 11
Coding region: 95-1780 (561 amino acids)
Biological process (GO): carbohydrate metabolic process
Cellular component (GO): cytosol
Molecular function (GO): magnesium ion binding; phosphoglucomutase activity
Source: RefSeq, a predicted model, not a curated record
GGAGCUGUGUACGUGUAGCCGCUCAGCUCCUGCCGUCGCUCGGACUACACUGCGGAUCACACGGGCUGCUCUCUGGUGGUAGUGGAGGUCAAACAUGGUGAACAUUACGACCGUUAAGACCAAACCGUACACGGACCAGAAGCCCGGGACGAGCGGGCUGAGGAAGAGGGUGACGGUGUUCCAGCAGAACCAGCACUAUGCGGAAAACUUCAUCCAGAGCAUUAUCUCCGUCAUCGACCCAGCCGAGCGACAGACGGCCACUCUGGUGGUGGGAGGAGACGGGAGGUUUUUCAUGAAGGACGCGAUUCAGCUGAUCGUUCAGAUUGCGGCAGCCAACGGGAUUAAUCACCUUGUAAUUGGUCACAAUGGCAUAAUGUCCACCCCAGCUGUCUCCUGUGUGAUCCGCAAGAUGAAGGCUGUGGGUGGUAUCAUCCUCACAGCCAGCCACAACCCGGGAGGCCCCAGUGGAGACUUUGGCAUCAAGUACAAUAUUUCCAGCGGAGGACCUGCUCCGGAAGGCAUCACAAACAAAAUUUUUGAGAUCAGCAAAGGCCUGCAGGAGUAUCAUAUCUGCCCAGAGCUGAAAGUGGAUCUGGCUACGACUGGGAAGCAAACGUUUGAAGUCGACACUUUUAAGCCCUUCAUAGUGGAGAUUGUUGACUCAGUUGAAGCUUAUGCUGAGAUGUUAAGGGACAUCUUUGAUUUUGCUGCUCUGAAGAACCUUCUUUCUGCUGCUAACCACAUUAAUGUUCGACUGGAUGCAAUGCAUGGAGUGGUGGGUCCUUACAUUAAGAAGAUAGUCUGUGAAGAGCUGGGUUCUCCUGUCAACUCGGCUGUCAACUGCGUCCCCCAGGAGGACUUCGGUGGUCAUCACCCUGACCCCAACUUGACCUACGCUGCUGACCUGGUCAACACCAUGAAAAGUGGAGACUAUGACUUUGGAGCUGCCUUUGAUGGUGAUGGUGACCGAAACAUGGUGUUGGGUAAACAUGGCUUCUUUGUAAACCCUUCCGAUUCUGUGGCUGUCAUUGGUGCCAACAUUACCUCCAUCCCAUACUUCAAAAAGACAGGCGUCAAAGGCCUGGCCCGCAGCAUGCCCACCAGUGGGGCCCUGGACAAUGUGGCCAAAGCUCUGAAGAUGCAGCUGUAUGAGACUCCAACAGGCUGGAAGUUCUUUGGUAAUUUGAUGGAUGCUGGUAAACUCUCGCUGUGUGGAGAGGAGAGCUUUGGCACUGGUUCGGAUCAUAUCCGUGAGAAGGACGGCCUGUGGGCCGUGCUUGCAUGGUUGUCGAUCUUGGCCACCAGGAAACAGAGUGUGGAGGAAAUCAUGAAGGAUCACUGGCAGAAGUUUGGCAGGAACUUUUUCACAAGGUACGACUAUGAGGAGGUCGACUCAGAUUCUGCAAACAAGAUGAUGAAGGAUCUGGAGACACAAAUGUCCGACCCGUCCUUUGUUGGAAAGAAGUUCUCAUCGGGUGACAAGACGUAUGUGGUGGCUGUUUCUGACAACUUUGCCUAUACAGAUCCCGUGGAUGGUAGUGUGUCCAAAAACCAGGGCCUCCGGAUCAUCUUUUCUGACGGUUCUAGGAUCAUUUUCCGUCUCAGCGGCACAGGCAGCGCGGGAGCAACCAUCAGGCUUUACAUAGACAGCUACGAGAACGAUGCCCAGAAAAUCUUUCAGGAUCCACAGGUGAUGCUGGCCCCUCUGGUGGACAUCGCCCUGAAGGUCUCCCAGCUCCAUGAAAGGACCGGACGCACCGGCCCAACUGUGAUCACAUGAUUCAGCAACAGAUUACCUCCACUUUCUUUAGGGGGGUUAAGCUGCCCCUGAAUGCUGUCAUAGCCUCAGUGUGUUGUUAGUUGGGCUGAAAAAGGGAAACGCAGGAUAAAAAUAAGAAAAUACACGAGAAUUACUCUGACUUAUUCACUGCCUUCUUUUUGUACUAAACCACAGUCAUGUAUCAGGCUGUUUAUAAUGUCCGAGGGGUACAGUUAACUGUCCUGACACAUUUCACUCACCUGCUUGACAUAAAGACAUUGUUAGACGUUCAGAUUUGCAGGAACAGUUUGGAGACGUGGUGCAUCUUUAUCACCCUGGUAGAAUAUGUUGUCACUUGUGAUUUCAUAAAAAAUAAAAGUGCACUGGAGCCUGCCUCUAUCCGACUCUGGUGCAUGUCAAAUUAACACAAAGCAGACCCCACUAAUCUGAGCAGAAAUCAGCCAUUCUGGGCAGCCUUUCUCAUCACUUUCCCCUGUCAUGAUGUUGGGUCUUCCUGUUUCUGUUUUCCUCCAAGCCACCGGCAUCGCCUUUAAACCUGAACCCCAGCAGUGGUAUUAAGAAAUAAUGAACCAACUAUGAAUAAAAGCAUUGUGGAAAACAA